AUGGAUCACCAAAAUCAAAAUAAUAGUAACGACGAAAUUGAAAUCCAAAACCUCGGUAGUUCAGUUCCAUAUACCGAGCCAUCCACUUCUAGUAUUGACAACAGCUUCGACAACGAUCAAAAAAAUAGCAGCGACGUCCAGAUUGUAAAAAAGGACGACUACAAACCAAAGCUUAAAGAUGAAGUUCCAAAGCACUCUCGUUUCAACCCAAAGUUCUACACCGAAGAUCACAUCAAUGAAACUCGUCUCAUCCUGAUGAGUAUGUUCUUCAAAUUCGCUUUCGAAACUCUUUCACCAGCACUCGGUCUAUACGUGCUAACUAAAUUCGACAGCUAUGGUGUCACUCUUUUAGCAGUUAUGAAUAUUGUAUACUUUUUGAUGCAAUCUGUUGGAUCUAUUAUGGUUGGACCAUUCAUUAGAAAAUUCAGAGCAUCCAGAGUCACUUCAAUUGUAUUUUUGUUCAUGUUUGCCGUCAUCUCUUUCAUUAUCCUUUUGGAAGCCGGUUACAAAGGUACUCGUACUGAACUCGGUGGAUGGGAUAAAUGGUUGAUCACAGUUGUCUAUAUUGUCAUGGGUUUGAGUUUGGGUAUGAUCGAAGUCAGUCGUAAGUUGAUUCCACGUCAGAUCCUCGGAAACGACAACGAUGCACUCUCCAAAAUGAACGGUCUCGUCCACGUUUUCUACGAAGUAUCAGGUACUUCCGGUGCCUUCCUCUCGACCCCACUCAUCAAGUUCUUCGGUCCCAUCUACUCAAUGUUUUUGAUGCCACCCUUCUUCUUGGUUGCCAGUAUCAUUGCCUUCACCAUCACGGAGCCAUUCCCAGCGGUCAAGGAAAUCUCCAACGAACCAAAACCAAAACACAACGCUUUGGUUGGUAUCCUCAUUAGCAUCAAGGAGGAAUCACUCAAUUACUGCAAGACCGUUGGUCGUGGAGCACGUUACAUCCUCACCAAAGACUACUGGUGGGUUAUCCCAACCUACGUCAUUCCACAAGUUCUCCACAGAAUCUUGGAGAAUGUCCUCUUCUCUGUGUUUGCCAAGAAGAUUCUCCACGACGGUUCACUCUCGGGUAUCUUGACUGGAGGUUCCAACUUUGGUGAGUUGUGCGGUGCGCUUGCCGUCGUCAAAUUCGGUAAAUACGUCAAGAAUCCAAUGUGGUGGGUACGUGUCGACGGUCUUUGCUGCUCUAUUGUUUGGGUGUUGGUUUACCCACCAUCAGGUGUUCCAAUCCAUGUCGCCGCCACUCUCAUUCCAUGCUGGAUCUUUGUCUCUAGUUCGUGGGCAGCCGGUGACGUAUCGAUUCUUUCGUUCCUCCAAUCGUCGUUCCCAUUGAAUGUCAAUGCCAACGACAACUUUGAGGCUGCCGCUCGUCAAGAUCGUUUGGAGGAGAUCGCUCUCGACAAGGAGGAUCUCUCAGAGGCCGACGACAUUGACAAGGAAAUCGACGAAGAAAUGGGUGAUAAGAAGGGUAGCGGUAAGAUGGUAAAGAAGGACGACGACGUUGCCGACGAAGACGAUCCACCAACUGGAUCACCAUUGGCAUCAGUCCUUGGUUUCCUCUUCACAACUUACGCCGUCAUCAUUUCGCUCCUCUCAUUCGGUCUUGGUCGUGUCAUGGACAACUUUGCCGCCCAAGGUGACAUCCAUCAAGGUUUCUUCUGGAUUGCCGGUGUUGGUUUCUCUGCCGCCGGUUUCAUUGCCAUCAUCUCUUCAUUCUUUGCCAAAUCACCAAAAUUCCAGUAA
Molecule: messenger RNA, 1743 nt
Organism: Heterostelium album PN500
Lineage: Eukaryota; Evosea; Eumycetozoa; Acytosteliales; Acytosteliaceae
Exons: 2
Coding region: 1-1743 (580 amino acids)
Source: RefSeq, a predicted model, not a curated record